Molecule: messenger RNA, 1035 nt
Organism: Angiostrongylus costaricensis
Lineage: Eukaryota; Metazoa; Nematoda; Chromadorea; Rhabditida; Metastrongylidae
Source: the annotation of a GenBank genome assembly
AUGACCGUGUUAUAUCAAGUAUUCGUGACCCGUCAGAGCGCCUCAAUGACUGCGAAUGGCCCAUCAUUAUCCGGUCAGCAGAUCCCCAUGGGAACCAGAAAGUGGUGGAUAGAACAGAGCUGCAAAGUAUCUGUUAUAACAGCACACCAUCUACCAAAACAGCAGCUUCGAACGAAAUCAACAUACGAAGGUUGCUCCACUAUCUCAAUCCAUCUAUCUUUUCAGUUGAUUGGCAACUGUGUUGUGGCUCAAAGUAUGUUGCCUCGUCCAAAAUUGAACGAAAUGAUAGGAGUCAAUGUAGGAUUUGGGUUGGCCAUCGCUUUCGGUGUCGCUAUAUCGGCCAAGAUAUCAGGUCAGCAGUACAUCUCAUACAUUACAGGAGGUCACAUCAAUCCUGCCGUGUCGCUGAUGUUCGUCAGUUUCCGUCAGCUGGCGCCCGUGCGCUUUGUGCUCUACGCCCUUGUUCAAACUGCUGGUGCUUUUGUUGGCGCAGCUCUUACCUACGCUCUUUAUCACGAAGCUAUUAACGCAUUCGACGGAGGAGUUCGAACUGUUGUUGGAGCUAAAGCCACUGCAGAAAUCUUCGCUUCGUAUCCGGCUGCUCAUCUGGGACUUCUUAACGGUCUAGUCGAUCAGGUCAUUGGCACGGCUGUAUUCUGUUUUCUAAUCGCUCAUGUUACUGACAAAAAGAACUCGUACCCGACAUGGCUUCAGCCUCUCCUCGUCGGAUUGUCGUUCGUGGCUGUCGGUGCAGCUUUCGGUUACAACUGCGGUUAUCCGUGUAAUCCAGCCAGGGACUUUGGACCACGACUCUUCACGUUUGUGAUCGGAUACGGUGGAGAGGGAAGUCGAUUAUCAGUUUUCAGAUACAAAUCAUGGUUCUGGGUUCCAAUCGUCGGUCCAUUUAUUGGAGCACUGAUCGGAGCUUGGCUGUACCAGUUAGCCAUCGGCUUCCAUACUCCACAUGACGUGGAGGAGAAAUAUGUUGUAUUGACCGGAAAUCAAGAACUCAAGCCACUCACAACAAAAGAGUAA